Messenger RNA from Asterias rubens (European starfish), 677 nucleotides. RefSeq names its product ankyrin repeat domain-containing protein 39-like. The transcript has 4 exons. Gene Ontology annotation, cellular component: ciliary inversin compartment. The record is from RefSeq and is a predicted model, not a curated record. Gene Ontology annotation, biological process: protein localization to ciliary inversin compartment. Gene Ontology annotation, molecular function: protein binding. NCBI's taxonomy places the organism in Eukaryota, Metazoa, Echinodermata, Asteroidea, Forcipulatida, Asteriidae. Bases 117 to 668 code for a protein of 183 amino acids.
ACAUGGAGGCGCAAGUUUUGUAAAAUUGUAACUGUUUGUGCAUGUCCUUCGGCCAGCUCUUAAGCAUUGAGGUACUGUGACUGUGUUGUGGAAUUGAUGCUUUUGAUUGAGGCAUUAUGACCACACCCAAAGAUGACCACCACUGUUGUGACCACUCCCAGUCAUCGUCCGUCACGCAAACUCUGGAUGAGCUUGCCUUUGAGCGAGGUGUCUGGUCAGCUGCACUGAACGGGGAAACAGCAAAAGUUAUCAAGUUUAUUGAAGGGGGAGGUGAUCCUGAUACAGUCGACAACGCUGGCUACACGGCCCUACAUUAUUCUAGCAGAAAUGGCCAUGUAGAAGUCGUCAGUGUGCUUCUUCAAAAUCGAGCUAAUCCAAAUUGUACAACACGAUCAGGGGGCGUAACACCGCUACAUAGAGCAGCCUACAGUGGGCACACAGAUAUUGUGAAGCUGCUGUUGAAAGCAAAGGCAUCACCCCUUCUGUGUGAUGAGGAUGCCAAAUCACCUCUUCACAAGAGUGCUGAGAGAGGCCAUAUGGAAAUUUGUAAGCUCUUGGUGGCAGCAGACAGAACACUUGUCACGUUAAAGGACAAAAGAGGUAAAUUGCCCGUUGAUUAUGUCAUGGAGUCAAAUGUCUCCCUGAAGACUCUCCUUCAAGAAAGUUGACAGUAGUUU